AUAAACUUGUGAACAAACCAUCAAAGCUGCCUGCGCAGCACCAUGGCCUCUUCUCUCACAUCACCUAGCUUUCAUGGCCCCUUACUGCAAAAAUCACAUUUCAUAGGCAAAAAUCUUCCUUUGCAGCCUCCAAUUCUCACUUCUACUACUCCAAAACCCUGCAAAUUCUCAGUACAAUCAGCUUCAAAAUUCAAUCUAUGGGAGCUCAUGGGUGGAAGAGGCCUUUGUGGAGGAGAAGAAAGCCUUGAAAAAGAGCUCAAAAAAGGCAUUUCUGACCCAAUUUCAGCUCAAAAUCACCAAGAUAGAGAAACCCAACAAGAAGGUCUUGAUGUUUCUCACUCCUCUUUCACUAUAAAGGAAGAGGCUUUCGAAAAAGAGCUCUUGGGUCUCACAGGUGGCUUUCCAGGAGGUGAGAAAGGCUUGCAACUCUUUCUUAAGAGAAACCCACCUCCCAAAAAGACAGGGUCUAAUGGGGCUAAUUUGAAUUUCGGGGCUUCAAAGCCGAAAGCUCCUGAAUUACCAGUUUUGAUGCCUGGUAUGAUAGCUAUAGUGAAGAACCCAAAUAACCCAUAUUAUAUGUAUUCUGGUAUUAUUCAGAGGAUUACAGAUGGAAAGGCCGGAGUACUAUUUGAAGGUGGGAAUUGGGAUAAGCUUCUCACUUUUCCUCUUAGUGAUCUUGAGAGGAGAGAGAAAGGCCCCCCAAUGGUCAGUCCCAAGUCUGCUGUACUUGAGUCUAUGGAUGAACAGUAAACAUCUCACUAUAAUUGAUUGAUUUAAUUCGUCAAUUGGAACUUAUCGUGCUUUGUUUUGGUUUCCUCAAGCUGACUUGUUGAUCAAUGCAUUUUAGUGAGUUCCGAAUGAUUUGAAUCAUCUAAGAGUUAUGUCUUUUUUUUUGGGUAAAUAAGAGUUGCGUAUUUAUUUUC
This is a messenger RNA of Amborella trichopoda, 923 nucleotides long. RefSeq names its product NAD(P)H-quinone oxidoreductase subunit S (gene NDHS). Gene Ontology annotation, biological process: photosynthetic electron transport chain. NCBI's taxonomy places the organism in Eukaryota, Viridiplantae, Streptophyta, Magnoliopsida, Amborellales, Amborellaceae. The record is from RefSeq and is a predicted model, not a curated record.